AUGAAACCUGUCAUCUCUUUGUUGUUUCUUGCCGAACUUGUCGGGGUGAUCCUUGCCCAGGUAAAAGUUCAGAACGCCGAUCCUAGCAGCAAGAAGAACCAUGAAGAAUUCAUUUAUAAGAAGGCUAAAAGCAAGGGAAAAGAGGGCAUCGUGGAGAAUAUUGACCUCGAUGGGUUCAAAGGCUAUGUCGCCGAGAUUGCCUCCUCGGAACUCCAGGAAGUGAUUGACUCUGAUCUUGUCGAUUACAUCGAGCAGGUUACCAUUGUCAACGUCUCUGCUGUUGCAGCGCCCAGCUCAGGCCCGAUCACCAAAUGCGACUUAACCACCCAAACGUCCGCUCCUUGGGGCCUUGCCCGUAUCUCGCAAGUCUUUAAUGGGAAAGGUGUAGACGCUCGGUAUAGCUACGAUACGACAGCCGGCACAGAUGCAACUGUUUAUAUCCUCGACUCCGGCAUCCGAACUACGCACAAGGAGUUUGGUGGUCGUGCCGUGUGGGGAGACACCUUCGUUAGUGGCUCUCCCAAUAGAGACGAGUUUGGCCACGGGACACAUGUUGCUGGCAUUGUGGGCGGUAAGACCUACGGCGUAGCUAAGGGACAUGGCCUGCAGUGCGCUGUCAACCACGCCAAGUCCAAGGGUAUUACCAAGAAGAGCAUCAUCAAUGAAUCCCUCGGCGGUCCCUAUACCAAAAUUGGCAAUGAUGCUGUCAAAGCUGCCACUGAUCUCGGGAUCACUAUUGUGGUGGCAGCCGGCAACGAGGCGGAAGAUGCUGCCUAUUACUCACCUACUUCUGCCCCAUCAGCUAUUACUGUCGGCGCUAUCGAUUCCUUUAAUUAUCAUUAUGGCAAGGUGGUUGAUAUAUUUGCGCCUGGUAGUGACAUCCUCAGCGCGGGGCAUCUGAGCGACUCUGGCAGUGUGUACAGGUCAGGCACAAGCAUGGCUGCGCCGCAUGUUGCUGGCCUUGCGGCGUAUUUCAUGGCAAAGGAGGGAGUUCGGGGCUCUGCUGCUAUUACCAAACGCAUCAUCGGCGCUGCUGACACCACCUUUGUUGGAGAAGCUUUUGAUGGUCCUCAACAUGUUGCAUAUAGUGGUGGCGGCAAGUAG
Molecule: messenger RNA, 1104 nt
Organism: Fusarium musae
Lineage: Eukaryota; Fungi; Ascomycota; Sordariomycetes; Hypocreales; Nectriaceae
Exons: 5
Coding region: 1-1104 (367 amino acids)
Biological process (GO): proteolysis
Molecular function (GO): serine-type endopeptidase activity
Source: RefSeq, a predicted model, not a curated record